Molecule: messenger RNA, 317 nt
Organism: Meloidogyne enterolobii
Lineage: Eukaryota; Metazoa; Nematoda; Chromadorea; Rhabditida; Meloidogynidae
Source: the annotation of a GenBank genome assembly
AUGGGCGAUGUUUGGAUAUCGGGUCAGAGCCAUAAAACGAACUUUGGCUUAGUUUUUCUUUUCAAUUUCUAUUUCUUUUUUGAUUUAUCCGAAUCUAAGUUGUUUGCUCUAUCCAUCCCUCUCUUACGGACCUUUUUUGACACAAACGGCUUUUUUUCAAUACCUCCCCUCGGUUUCGUUUAGUUAACCGUUCUUGUCCAGACCUAUUUUUCUAGUUAGUUUACAUGGAUUGGACCGAGAUGAGACCUCGAAACAAAAUUCUCGGUUAUCGAGGCAAUAUUUUCGAGUUCUCUUUUUUCCUAUGAUUUCUCCCAGUC